AGAAAAAAUAAUUGCAUAUGCAAUAAAGCAAUGAAAAUGAAAAAAGGAAAAUGUUGUUUUAAAGAGGCAGGUAAUAGCAAAUUCCUGAGUGCAAGCCCACCAGUAUAAAAUGUCGGAAAAGUAAGUUUCAUAUAGGAAACAGUGCGCAAUAACACAUGGUUAACUAAAAUUAUUUCUAUGAGCUUAGAACGGAACGUAGUCAAAGUCAAGACGAAGAUUGAGCUCGCAGAUUUGUUUGGGUUCCAUCAAAUGAAUACGGUUAAGGUCACCAUAAAUGUGCGUUACGUAUUCCCAUAGAAGUAUGUCGAAAUUAAGCUAUUAUCUGGAAGUUCUGUGACACGCCAUAAAGCCAUCAGAGGAGUUGGCAGCGCGCCACAGCCGAAUAGUGACAGAAACGAAGCCCGUGAGUCAGCGGUACGCGGAACCUGUGUGCGGCGGCGCGAUCGAUAGAUACUGCACCCCGCGCCCGCCGCCCGCCUGCACCUGCCGACAGAGCCCACAGCCCUAGCGAGCCGUCCGCCGCACGACAAAAACACGCGAAUUAUUCUUAAAAAUCAACGGAUCCAGAAAAAACAGUGCUUUCAUCACAGUCAAUUUUAGCAGCCGCUACCAGUUCAGUGGUUCAAGGUCGCGUCGGCCGACGACCCCGGUUAAGUUAAGGAGAAACGUCUACCUCAUAAAGUAUCGGUGGUAUACGCCACUGUUUAUUAUUUGUGUUGAUCUGUGAAAUUUUAUUUUUAAUUAUUACGUAUAGUGGGCAAGGUCGUGCGUUUGCCGUGCACAAAUGUUGAAUCUUUAUCAUUGGAAACACGCGCGUGCUCCGCGGCGGUACACAACAAAGGAGGUUGCGCUAAUCGCUUUUCCCUGAUUUCUUAUUACCUUGGAUGUGAAUAAAUCUGGUUAGCGAUGGCGUCCAAAGUCCUAGUGCCAGCUGCCCCGUUCACAAAGCUACAAGUGAAGAAGUCGCCUCCGGAGCCGACGAGCGGUGGCUUCAUAAUCGGCGGGGACCCGGCAGCCAGGGUCGCGCACCUGGAGCACAGCGUCAGGUUCCUGCAGGAGCAGCACCGGCUCAUGCUUAGCGGCCUCCACGCCGAGAUCGAAGCGUUGAGGGAACGGAACAGAGAUUUGCAGUUCCAACUCAUAUUCAACAAGGAAUCUCCGCCUAAAGCCAAUUCACCGGUCGAGGAGCCCGUUGAAAGCAAUGAGACAAAGUUGAAACGCGAGGUGACCCGGCUGGAGCGCGAGGCGUCGGUCGCGCGCGGCGAGGCCAAGUCCGCGGAGGCGCGCGCCGAGCAGCUGCAGAAACUCGUCGAUGCACAGACCGAGAAGCUCCGCGCGCUGGAGACGCGGUCGCCGUGCGGGUGCGGCGCGGCGGAGUCCCGCGGCGAGCUGCGCGCGCGCCUGGGCGAGGCGGAGCGCCUGGUGCGGCGCCUGCGCGCGGACGCCGAGCGCCAGCGCAGAGAGGUACUCGCGCCGCCCGCGCCGCCCGCGCCGGGGGGCGCCGUCACUAACCUCUUGUUUGACGGCGCGGCCGCGCGACACGCACACUUGCAGUGCAUGAAGAACUCGUUGCACGCGAGCCUGCGCGCCAGCGGGCUCGACGCGUACGGAUACCAGAACAACUACCACUUCCCGCCGGUACACACGCCCGACUUCUGGAGGGAGCCGCUUAGAGAGGAGUUCAACAUGGUAGGCUCGAGAGGGCGCAGCAGCCGGCGGCCGCUGACGCUGCCCGAGCUGUCCGGCCAACAGAUGCACCGCUCUACAGUGUAUGCUAAUCAUCAUACGCGACCAAGAGCCAACGGUCACGAGAAGAAUAAAAAGGGACACGCAACGAACGGGGACGCGAACACAAACACUAAAACACCGGAUGAGGCCACAGAAGGACGACUUAGAUCAAUAUACACGAGCGAUAUAUCGAAAUCCGACUAUAGUAACACUGGCUCAAAAGCCACGUACCCAGAGUUGAAAAUGGUUGUGACAAAAUUAAUAUCGAACAGUCAGGCGAGUCCGGGCGAGUCCCGCGGGCGCGCGCGCCGCACGCACACACGCAAGCACGCCGACCACACGUAGACACACACGCGCAGCCCGCCCUCACACAGCCCGCCAGCGGACAACACAACCCGACACACAUCGACGAUAUUUAGCACUACUCCUAACGACAUAAGGUUCAAAUUUCAACUAGAGAGAACGAAAAAGAGUUUCGACGUUGAAAUUGACACUUUAUGCCAAUUAGAUAUGUACCAAAUGAGAUUGAUUAUCUAAUCUGCCAUGUUAUCCGCUAGUGAGCGCAGUCAACUACCGCUUCCAGUCAAUUUGGUCCAACGGAAGAAUAGUACAAAAAUCCAUAUAACCGUUGGACCUAACCAAAACAAUUCCAUUCAGCUUAAUAUGGAAACAAUAAGUGCGAGGCAAGGUAAAGUACAAGUACAGAUAUGUAUGGGUAUAGGACAACGUUCAAUGCGUUUUUGACAGCAAUUAAUAUAGCAAUAAACGAUUGUAACCAGCAAUGGUCUUGAAAUACGGAUGAUAGGGAGUAUAUUAAAAUUAUAGAAAAAUGUAUUGUCAACCAAUUAAGUAGUUAUCUUCAAAAAAAUAAUAUAAUUAACGAGUGCCAACACGGUUUUUUACAAGGGAAAAGUACAAACACAUUGCUCACAAAAUUCACAGACCAAAUAAACAGUUACCUAGAUGACAAAAAAUUUGUUAUAACAAUAUUUUUUGAUUAUAAAAAAGCAUUCGACACUUUACAAUUCGACACCAUCCUAAAUGCAAUGGAGGAGUGCGGAGUGAGAGAACCACUGAAUCCAUGGUUUCGUGAUUACCUCACUGCGCGCUCCUACCGUGUGAGGGUGGAAGAUGCGCUCAGUGACAGAGUAGAAGUGCGGAGUGGGGUGCCGCAGGGCUCGGGAUGUGGACCAAUUUGUUACCUUAUGCACGUUAACAGCUUGUGCCGAGUGCUACAGCAUUGUUCAGCGUAUAUGUUUGCAGAUGACCUGUGCAUACUUCGCUCCGGAACUAACAUUGAUGAUACCUACCAGCUAGUGCAACAAGAUAUAGACGCGGUUGUUAAUUGGUCGCACGACAAUGGCAUUAUAUUAAACGCCAGUAAAACUAAAUUAAUGUUGAUUCAUUCGCCACAUUUGCGACCUCAUAGUGUAACUCCAUCAUUAUUUACUCACGAUUACUCAUGUCACCAUAAUAAUUUGCUGAACUGUAAAUGUAAACCUAUCGAAAGAGUUGACUGUGUAACCUACCUUGGCAUGAAAAUAGACGAGCACUUUUCCUGGUCCCAACAUGUAGAAUACAUUUCUAGUAAAUUAAGAAUAUUGUUAAGUAAAAUGUACCAUCUAAGCUUUAAAGUUCCUAUUAAUAUAUUAAGGUGUAUUUAUAUGUCACUAGUCGAUUCCAUUUUAAAUUAUGCUCUUGAUAGUUAUGGAUUAACGUUCAAAACUAACUUGGAUAAAUUAGAAGCUCUUCAAAUUCGAUUUCUAAAACUACUUGUCACUAAAAAAACUAAAAGCAGCUGUAAAGGAGAUUAUAGAAAAUUAUUCAAAAUAUGCAAAAUACUACCGAUCACUUUCAAACAUAAGUACCUGAUUUUAGUUAACCACCAUAGUAACCAAAAGCAUAACUUAAUUCAUGUCUACAAUAACCAUAAUACACGAUCUAUGGCUGCUGGUAGAUUCAAUGUACCAAGAGUUACCAACUACUUUGGUGACAGAACGCUAAAUAAGAGAAUACCGUAUCUAUUGAACAAUCUGCCAGCAGAUAUAAGGAAUGAAACAAAUACAAAUAGAUUUAAACGUAAAUUAAAGUUAUAUUAUUUAGAAAUAUUAUGAGUCGUACAUAUGUGUACUGUAUGUUUAUGU
This is a messenger RNA of Trichoplusia ni (cabbage looper), 3872 nucleotides long. RefSeq lists its product as uncharacterized. The transcript has 10 exons. Lineage: Eukaryota; Metazoa; Arthropoda; Insecta; Lepidoptera; Noctuidae. The record is from RefSeq and is a predicted model, not a curated record. The coding region runs from base 907 to 2073 and encodes 388 amino acids.